Messenger RNA from Pisolithus orientalis, 709 nucleotides. RefSeq lists its product as uncharacterized. The transcript has 3 exons. Lineage: Eukaryota; Fungi; Basidiomycota; Agaricomycetes; Boletales; Pisolithaceae. The record is from RefSeq and is a predicted model, not a curated record. Bases 90 to 539 code for a protein of 149 amino acids.
CAAGAGCUUCGUGAGGUUAUGUAGUACCGCCGUAAUGCAGGGAUGAAUAUGAAUCUUGAAUUCUGAACAAGUACUGUGUCCUGAGCACAAUGUCUAUGGAAUAUUCGACCAGUGGUCAGUCUUUUGAAGAUCUCCGACUUCACUCGCUGAGACGGACCACAACAACCAGUCUGGAUACAGAAAUCAUCCAUCGAGAACCACCGAGUACGAAGCUGAAGUUGCAGAUUUCAUCGACUGGCUACUCUCUGGGAAGCGUAUCGUGUAAUGCAGUGACCAGACCGUCCUGUUUGAAGACGAGACUCUUGGCCCAGCUUCUCUCAUCUAUUGCACCGCCAACCCUGUUGUUGUUGUUGUACAUAUUCUCCGUCCACCCGUCUGCCUCGCUUGUGGAAGGCUUCGCCUGUUCACGCAUCGCCUGUGUCGUACCUCCCCGUUUCGUGUUCGCGACCCCCUCGUUUCCCUCCGCUUCGACGUUCUGGCAGCAGGUAUCGUCAAUUGGAUCACUGCGGAACAUAUUCAUAAAGACAAUCGAUACUUAACCAAUGAAGACAGAAUGAUGGGUAUUGCUUCUAGACUAUGCAUAUAUUGGGAUCGAAGACAUAUCCUUGUACUUUGCUUUUUUCUCCUAAUCAUGGGUUCGUCGAUGUUUCGUAAGGGGGAACUACGUGAGAGAGGUGUCCAUAUUACUCUCAUGAUCCAGGCCGAUAUA